Molecule: messenger RNA, 879 nt
Organism: Pedinophyceae sp. YPF-701
Lineage: Eukaryota; Viridiplantae; Chlorophyta; Pedinophyceae
Source: the annotation of a GenBank genome assembly
AUGACUGGGCUCCGCAUCGGCCUGUGCGGUUCGCUGACAACGUUCGCUGCGUGGCAGGCCGGCCUGAUCAUCGCAAUCCACGGAAACACAUGGAGCUUCCUCGAAGGCCUCGGGGAGGUCUUCCUUGCGCAGGGCGCCGGCGUUUGCGCACCUUAUUUGUUCCUUGCGCUGGGCAGGAAGAUUGCGCAGCUGCUCCCGGCCACCAGCGACCGCGCGGGCAUUCGGACCGUGCCGGAAGUCAGACCGGUCGCGACGGCACCUGCAGGCGGCAGGAGCCAAGACCUCCCGGGAGCAUCGGGCGCAUCGCACGGCCAGUUUGACGGCGUGGUCGUGUUUGCCGGCCCCGCCCUCGCGUUGGCCCUGUGGGAGUGCGUGUGCGUGCUGAACGGGUCGAAGCCCGCUGACCCCACGGGCCGCUUGUGGGCUUGGUCGCUGAUUUUCGCGCCCAUCGGUGCCAUGAUUCGAUGGCGGCUGGCGUCAAGCAACAAAGCAGGUCGGAUCCCAUGGGGCACGUUCACGGCAAACAUCGUCGCAACGUCUGUGGCCUGCCUCUGCUUCGGCGCGCUCGCGUCCGCCGUCGUCGGCUCCAACGUCAUUCCAGCCGAGGAGCGAAUCAUUCUCAGUGCAAUCGCAAUCGGGUUCUGCGGCAGCCUGAGCACAGUCAGCACACUCUUGACCGAGGUUCAGGCCAUGAGGCAAGGGCGGCAAGCCGGCGGGAAGAAGGGCGGUGGCAUGCGAUAUCUCCUGCUGAGUCUGACAACAGCGCUGGUUGCUGGCAACUUCUUCUUCGAGCUUGGAUCGAUCUCCGGCACAUCGCUCAUCAAGAGUCUCGGCACGAUCGUGGUCCUGUCGUUGAAAUACCUCUUCUCCUUCCUGUGA